Penicillium brevicompactum is the source of this 657-nucleotide messenger RNA. RefSeq lists its product as uncharacterized. The coding region runs from base 1 to 657 and encodes 218 amino acids. The transcript has a single exon. The record is from RefSeq and is a predicted model, not a curated record. Lineage: Eukaryota; Fungi; Ascomycota; Eurotiomycetes; Eurotiales; Aspergillaceae.
AUGGGCCAAUACUGGCUGGUGGUUUCUCCGUCCAAACGCGAGUACACAACACAGGAUUUUGGUGGAAAGCUGUCAGAGAUGCAUUUCUCGUCGUGGGUUAACAUUCUGUGUGACCUGAUUGAAUCCGAGUGGGCUGGCACCCGGCUCAUCUGUAUUGGGAAUUACUUAAAUCCAGACGAUCUCCCGGCCACGAUUCAACAAGACAACCUACACCUGGUUUGCGCUGAGAGCGAUGUACCAUCAAAGCCUCUCAACUACGACGUCGUGCAGGAGAAGUUUGAACAGUGGUCUUACGAAGACGAGGAAGCAGCGACUCUCGCUGCCAUGAAAGAAUCUAUCAAUCGCAAAAAUCGAGUCCUGAGAAACUUGACUACCAGUCAAUAUGUGUUAGAGAACAAGUUGCAAUGUGGAAUCACCCUUGGUCACAUUGUUCUGAUGCGUAUCUGUUGGUCGUUUGAUAGUUCGACUGGCAUUCCGGGAGGAGAAUAUCUGGCCAAGGGUGACUGGGUUGGUCAUGAGUUCGACAUUGUAGACGCUGGUAAGCUAGCAGAUAUGAACGGAGAAUGGGAAGAUGUCACCGAGGACACCCGCGAUGAGGUUCAGGAUCUGUGGUCGGGCGAUUUCGGACAAGAUUGGGAAGCUGAAUGGAGAGCUUGA